GACCAUAAGCAUACUACAUUAACCAACUUCCCCACCAAGAAAAAAACACAGUUGAAAACAACAAAAAAUUAGAAAAAGAAAAAAAUGGGGUGGCAAUGGAAGGAAGAACACCUGGAUUUGAUCCUGGUGCCAUUAGGGUUCUCGAUCAUGUGCAUCUAUCAUAUUUUCCUUCUACACAUAUACAAUAAGUGUCACACUCAAACUGCAAUCGGCUACGAGAAUGAUAACAAGGAGGCCUGGGCCGAAAAAAUGCUUGAGCUUCGUAAUACAGAGAGAGGGUUUGCUGCGAGUGUUCUCAACGGACAUUUGACAGCCGCAUCCACCCUGAGUUCAAUCUCUCUGGUUCUAUGUUCUCUGAUCGGAGCCUUACUCGGAAACUCAUCUAAUUUCCUUACAGACAGUUUCAUCUUAGGGAACGCCAGUCGGUCCACCAGGACCAUCAAGUACAUGGCGGUUUUGUCUUGCUUUUUCGUGGCAUUUGUUUGUUUUGUACAGACGUCAAGGCACUUUGUUCAUGGGAGUUUCCUCUUAUGCAUGCCCGUCGAUGAUAAGGACGGUGAGGUUGUGAAAUGCCUCCGUAAGGCAGUGAAAAGAGGCAGCAUAUUCUGGGCCUUUGGAUUGCGAGCACUCUACUUUGCGACCACUUUGCUUCUGUGGAUAUUUGGUCCGAUUCCAAUGUUUGUUGGUUCAGUAGCUACAGUGGUGCUUUUGUAUAAUCUGGAUUUUAAUAAAGAAACUGGAAAGAUUACGUAUGAACAGAGUAGCAAAAGUGAACAUAAUACCAAAAGUAAUGGUGUUGAGAAUGGAGUACUUGCUUCUGGGACUGAUGCUAGUAUUGAUAUUCAGGAUGCAGUACUUAGAAAUUGAGUAGUUUAGAGGAAGGUUAAUUUUGUAACAUAAUUGUAUAUUCCAUGUUUGUUUAUUGAUCAGUGUUACCUUCAUGUUUUUAUUUUCUUUUAGAUAUGUUUGAGUGGCAAUUUUCAUA
Messenger RNA from Helianthus annuus (common sunflower), 985 nucleotides. RefSeq lists its product as uncharacterized. The coding region runs from base 85 to 867 and encodes 260 amino acids. The record is from RefSeq and is a predicted model, not a curated record. The transcript has 2 exons. Lineage: Eukaryota; Viridiplantae; Streptophyta; Magnoliopsida; Asterales; Asteraceae.